This is a messenger RNA of Aspergillus heteromorphus CBS 117.55, 767 nucleotides long. RefSeq names its product putative integral membrane protein. Lineage: Eukaryota; Fungi; Ascomycota; Eurotiomycetes; Eurotiales; Aspergillaceae. Gene Ontology annotation, cellular component: endomembrane system; membrane. The annotation marks the transcript as partial. The transcript is spliced from 5 exons. The record is from RefSeq and is a predicted model, not a curated record.
UAUGCACGAGAACCCAAAUCGGGCCAAUGAGGCAUAUGGGUGGCAUUUCCAGUACCUGACGGUCAUUGGGCUGACGCUGGCCACAUUCACCUUUGCGUUUGGUCUGCUGGCGGAUAUGACGUUAUCGGCCCGGCUAUUCUUGGCCAAGAACCUCCUCUCUAUUUGUAGCGCCCCAAUGGAGAUUCUGAUCAGUAUCCUAUACUGGGGGCUCCGUGUGAUUGACAAGCGCUUGGUGGUCCCUGACUGGGCGAUCAUUCCCCUCCAUGCCGACAUCGGCUUCCACGCUGUGCCAUCUAUCGUCUUAUUGAUCGACCUUCUCUUUCUUUCUCCUCCAUGGACUAUCAGUGUCGUUCCUGCUCUGGGACUGUCCAGCGCCAUCGCCUUGGGAUACUGGUUUUGGAUUGAACGGUGCUUCCAAUACAAUGGAUGGUACCCCUAUCCCAUAUUUGAAGUGGCGGGACUCGAGGGUCGCAUUGGAAUCUUCGCCCUGAGCGCCGUUGUCAUGGCGCUGAGCACCGGAAGCCUCAGGUGGCUCUACGGCCGCGUUAACGGUUACGGAACAGGAACCGAACCGAAAUCUCGCCCCGGUGCAAUGAAGCAGAACGGCACUAGUAUCUAAUCGGCAUAAUUUUUUUUUUAUUUUCGAAUGAGGAAGUAAACCAUGGCAUUUUCAUCUCAACAAGACAAGAUCUAGACUUCGCGACAUAGAUUUGUUGAUAGAUACCCCCAUGGACAUAGCAUUGGAUCUAGUACAUAAAUGUGACGAC